Molecule: messenger RNA, 624 nt
Organism: Pseudocercospora fijiensis CIRAD86
Lineage: Eukaryota; Fungi; Ascomycota; Dothideomycetes; Mycosphaerellales; Mycosphaerellaceae
Exons: 2
Coding region: 1-624 (207 amino acids)
Source: RefSeq, a predicted model, not a curated record
AUGACCGACUGGAUCGAGCAGUACUCCGCUGCUCUAGACGCCAGAGAUGCCCGCGAACAGCUUCACAAGCCGUACAUAGAUGCUUACACCCGAGUCGCAGACCGCGCCGCCGCAGCUCGACGAGAAUACGAAUCCGCAUCCAAAAAGCCGGCCUCACCUCUCCCUCUCGAUCACACCGCAACCCCCUCAAAACGCGGCUUCACCACUACCAAAUCUCCUCCGCUCCCAUCUCAAGACCCUUCCGACCUCCUCACCGCUCUACGAACAGACCUCUCCAACACCCAACGCGCUCGCUCCGUCCUCCAAUCCCAAGUCACAGACCUCACGUCCCAACUGUCUGUCGUGCAAGCUUCCGAAAAGCGAUCCUCUGCACAGAUGGCAUGGCUGCAAAAGCAGAAAUUGGAGAUUGAGAGGAAAUUGAGGGAUCGGGAAGAAGAGAUUCGUGGGAAGGCGAAGUUGGUUGAGGAGGCGCAGGAUGAAAUGGUUAGUUUGCAGUUGCAGUUGAAUUUGGCGGAGCGCAGGAGGGAGGAGGUUGAGGUUGAGAAUCGGGAGUUGGUGGAGAGGUGGAUGAAGAGGAUGGGGGAGGAGGUUGAGAGAGUUAACCGGGGGAGUGGAUGGGAGUAG